UUUUAUUUUCUUCACCAUAAAUAGCUCCCAUUUGCUGCAGUAGUUUGAGGCUUGGCCUUGCCCUCAAUGGGGAUGUGAUAUUACAUGUGGUUAUGGAGUUUGAGUCCUGUUCCAACAUGCCUUUGAAUCUUCUGGUUGGUAGAUGUUCAUCUAAAAGCCUGGCGACUGAAACCAGUUCUGUGGUGGGGAAGGCAGUGCAUCUGUAUGAUCACAUGACUCUUGAUAUGGAUGCAGUCCUGUCAGACUUUGUUCGGUCCACAGGGGCAGAACCUGGUCUGGCAAGAGACCUGCUGGAAGGUAAGAAUUGGGAUCUGAGUGCAGCGCUCAAUGACUUUGAACAACUUAGGCAAGUUCACACUGGGAACUUGCCUCGUGUGUUCAAUGAAGGAAGCUUCUACAAGCAACAAGAGAAAGAACAAUCCAAUCAGGUGAACAAGUGUGAGCAGAGACAGGAUGAGAUUGCUCAAGAAAAACGCCUCUCACGAGGAAUUUCUCAUGCAAGUUCAGCUAUUGUGUCCUUGGCUCGCUCACAAGUGGCAAAUGAAUGCAGUAGUGAACAGUUUCCUUUAGAGAUGCCCAUUUAUACAUUCCAGCUGCCUGAUUUAAAUGUCUAUAGUGAAGAUUUCCGCAGCUUUAUUGAAAGAGAUUUGAUUGAACAAUCGACAAUGGUAGCCUUGGAACAGGCAGGCCGACUAAAUUGGUGGUCAGUUGUUUGUUCAAGCUGCAAGCGUCUUUUGCCAUUAGCAACAACAGGAGAUGGGAACUGUCUCUUACAUGCAGCUUCACUAGGCAUGUGGGGUUUCCAUGAUAGAGACCUGAUGCUUCGAAAAGCUCUUUAUACCAUGAUGAAAGAAGGCCCAGAAAAAGAUGCAUUGAAGAGGAGAUGGAGGUGGCAGCAAACCCAGCAAAAUAAGGAGUCUGGCUUGGUUUACACUGAAGAGGAGUGGGAGCGAGAGUGGAAUGAGCUGCUUAAACUUGCUUCCAGUGAACCUCGAAUACACUACAGUAAGAAUACAGGCACCUGUGGUGGUGUUGAUAACUCUGAAGACCCGGUUUAUGAAAGUUUGGAGGAGUUCCAUGUGUUUGUUCUCGCCCAUGUAUUGCGAAGACCAAUUGUCGUUGUUGCAGAUACUAUGCUAAGAGACUCAGGAGGUGAAGCAUUUGCACCAAUACCUUUUGGAGGGAUUUACUUACCUCUGGAAGUACCUCCUAACAGAUGUCACUGUUCACCUUUAGUCUUAGCCUAUGAUCAGGCCCACUUCUCUGCACUGGUGUCCAUGGAACAGAAUGAUCAACAAAGAGAACAAGCUGCAAUUCCUUUGACUGAUUCAGAACACAAGCUGCUACCUUUGCACUUUGCAACGGAUCCCAAGGAUUGGGAAUGGGGAAAGGAUGACAAUGACAACACCAAACUGGCUAAUUUGAUCCUCUCCCUGGAAGCAAAGCUUCACCUACUGCACAGCUAUAUGAAUGUAUCCUGGAUUUGUAUUCCUGCUGAAACAAGGGCACCUUUGGCCCAGCCAGAGUCACCAACUGCUUCAGCAGGAGAAGAUGUCCAUUCACUAGCUGAGUCAAUGGAGUCAGAUAGAGACUCCAUCUGCAGCAACUCCAACCUGAAUGGAAACAGAAACAAGAAAGAAAAAGAGAAAGGAGAUAAACAGAAAAAGGACAAGGAAAAGAACAGGACAGAUUCUGUUGCAAACAAACUUGGGAGCCUAAGUAAAACUCUGGGAAUUAAAAUAAAAAAGAACAUGGGAGGACUUGGUGGACUGGUGCAUGGAAAGAUCAGUAGGGGAAACACCAGCAAUGGGCGGAAUGGCGAGACUGCAGAGAAACUCAAGAAGAAAGAAUCCAGCAAAACUCGGAAAGGAAGCAAGGAGGAGUCAUCACAUUCUGCAAGUUCAUCACCUACAGAUAAAUCAAAUGUCUCAGUUAAAUCUCCAGUAGAGAAACAUUCUGAUCAGUGGAAAUACAGCACUGAUGUCAAACUCAGUCUCAACAUACUGAGAGCUGCUAUGCAAGGAGAGAGGAAGUUCAUUUUUGCUGGUCUUCUGUUGACUAGUCAUAGGCACCAGUUUCAUGAGGAGAUGAUUAAUUAUUACUUGACCACCGCUCAGGAGCGCUUCAAUGCAGAGCAGGAGCAAAAGCGCAAGGAGGCAGAGAAAAAAACAUGCAGCAACUCUGCAUGUAAAAAAGAGGAGCAAGAGCCAUCUCAAAGAAACAAGUCAGAACCAAAUUCACAAGAGGACACUUUUCAAGGCUCUUCUCAAAGCCAUCCAGGUCACCUGAGCUCAAAUCUACAGGGGAUCAGUGACCAGAUAUCCAUGAACACUUCACCACCAAACAGUGGAACCCCUAAAGCUGGCACUCUCACCUCUGCCCACUUUACUCAUACACCAGCUUUGUUGCAGCAUGUCAUCCAUGUAUCUGAGGUGAGAUCUCAGCCAUUGAGUUAUCAAACUGACAAUCAGCCAUCCGUCAUCAGUUCUCUGAAAACAUGCGCAACUUACCCACAACAUAGUCGCUCGCUGUCUUAUCAAAGCUAUUGCCCUGUGGGUCUAUCAGGGCUCCCCACUGUGGAAACCAUGGAACCUCUAAAAUGUUUGCUGCCCCCUGAACACAAAAGUCACACGUAUACCAAUGGGUUUGGUUCUGGUGAUGUGAGUGACUACUUGGAAUAUGCAGAUGAGGACACUUCCUUCGUGUGGCAGAGCGGAGAGAAAAGCAAAGUGCGAGGUGUGGCAGCCCCGCCUUAUUCCCUACAACAGAACCGAUGCAAACAGCACAACUGCCCCUUCUAUGGCCGUCCAGAGACGGAGUUUUACUGCUCCUACUGCUACAAGGAGGAGCUCAAACGCAGGGAACGAGGAAACAAGUCUGUUUAACUGUGAUGGUUGUAUGGAAAGUUCUGUUCCAGUUUUUCUGUAUUAACCAACUCUGUAAUUACAAAUAUUUUGAUGAGCAAUUUGCUAAGUAUAAAUCUUUAAACCAGGAUCAAAAGUCUGUUCAUUACAUUUUGAGAGUCUUGGAGCUGUGCUGCAGUUGGAUCUAUUGGAAAAGUUGAUGAAUCUGUGCCUCCAGGAUUGAAACUCCAGACCCUAAUUCCUGCCCACUAUCCAGGGGCAGUACAAGACCUUUUGUGUUACUUCUCCAUGGACUGUUACCAAAUAGUUGAUUAUAUUCCUACAUGUAUGUUUUUUUAAUUACACUACUGCAAAGUAAAUUCCAGUGAUAAUUUGCACAUUAAUUACAACUGUAAAAGUGAAAUAUAGCAGAAAAUAACCGAUUAUUUAUGUGUUUGUGAACUAGAAGAUGCAUUAUGAUGGAACUUUACAAGCAAAAGUUUAAAAAUUGUAAUAUAGAAAUUAUUUUUAUAUUAUUUUCACAAAUGUGCUGCAAAGCAAUAUUUUGCGCUUUUUAUUAAAACACAAUUGCCACUUUACUAGAUUAUAAAAUUGCUGAAACUAAUUAGAGGCAUACAAUGGAGCAUUAUAAUGUAUAUUUAUAAGCUCUAGUGAGCUUGAGUGGCUUGAGUGUUCACACAUUUUGAUACUUAGUAAACAUGCAGUUUCAUUUGAGGAAAGCUUUUUUCCAAAGCUUAUUUCCAGUAUUUCAAUGAUAGCCUCAAUCCUAUAUUGUGCUGUGAAGAAUCUGUUGCAUUUAUUUUGCUGUUUCAGCUUAGAAUAUCGAAAGAAGAAAACUGCACACUAUCUCAAAUCUCCUGCCUGCAAACAGCACUUACUAUUACAGAUGCAAAGCCAAUUGAAAAGAGAAAGAAAGCCAGUGACCUAGGCUCUUUUGACCUAAAUCCAGAACCUUAGAUUCACUUGCCUGGUGACUGUUAAAAGUUCACAACUGGCUAUAUUUGUCUUUUCAUCUACUUAACAGUGAGUAUUAGACAGUGGCCUUAAAGGGUCUGACUAGGUUAGUAGCUGAACAUCACAACACUGCUUCAGAUCCUGAUGUCCUGUAAAUCAUGCCAAGGGAGCAUUUACUAGGGUUUAUUUAAUAAUGUAAGGCAGACUAUUUCUGUGUGGCUUUUAUUUUCAAUGAUUUUAUCUUCUGCUUUAAUAUGAAAUUAAACUGUGGAAAUACUUUGUUCUGUAAUGAUCUUAGCACUAUGCACACAAUGACAGAAGCAAAAAUGAAGGGAUGGGGUUUACUUUUGGCUUCCCCCCACUCCCCACCAUCACUUUCCUCUCCCCGCAACCUUAAGUGGUUUUACAACCAUUGCAAUCUUCUCCUUUGGCAGUGUCAUGCCCAAGGUCAGCACUGUCCCUUUGAUUAACCAAAAAGUGCAGUGAAGAAUGCAAAUAGAGUGAACUUGCACAAAAUUCAUUACUUUUGAUUCCUGUGUUAUCUUUGCUGUUAAUGUUAUCCGGCAGCUUCGCUGUCUCAAGCUUUGUUCAUACAGGAAAUCAAACUCCCGCAAUGUGGGGAAGGUGCCCGUUUCUGAUCCACUGUGGGACAGAGUGAUCAGUUUGUUCUUCAGAGGUGUGGUGAAAUACUCAAGGAAAAUGCAAGUGAGUUUAAAAUCCUAACCUACUUCAUCCAAAACCACCUCCUAUUGGGCACGGGGGGGUGGUUGUCGUGGAAUAUUUCAUUGAAUCUUCUAUGGAAAUUCAAAGAAAGUUUAGGUUGAUUUUAUAUUUACAGAUUAUUGUGAACUUUCAGGGCAGGCAUGGGUUCACUGAAACUUCAAAGUACAAAGUUGAAAGUAAAAAAAAUCACCAUUAUUUUUCUUGUUGGAUUUCUGAACAAGAAAUAAGUUUGGACAUGGCUAAGAAUUUAGUAAAGGAUAAAAGCAUUUUGACUUCGAGAGAAUAAUUGUGAGUUCAGGAAACUUGAUAAGGUCCUUUGAAAUAUUGAACAAUAUAGUUGCUUUUGUUUAACUUGGGUCGAUUGUCCUGGAUUUUUUUUUCCAUAUAUGAUCAUCCCAAGAUUUUCAAAUGGUGGGAAGCUUGAGCUCAUUUUCAAGAAACCAUUGAAAUCUAAUGCCAAAACCUGAUCGCUGGCAUUAAAGUCGGAUAUUAAAUAAUAGAUUGAAGCUAACGUGACAGGGUGCGAUCAGAUAGGAUAUUCAAUGUUACACAUUAUCUUUCUUGAUUGAUCAUAAUAUUCUGCAUUGUUUUAAA
This is a messenger RNA of Pristis pectinata (smalltooth sawfish), 5135 nucleotides long. It is a transcript of the gene otud7a, whose product is annotated as OTU deubiquitinase 7A. Gene Ontology annotation, molecular function: zinc ion binding; DNA binding; K63-linked polyubiquitin modification-dependent protein binding. The transcript has 12 exons. NCBI's taxonomy places the organism in Eukaryota, Metazoa, Chordata, Chondrichthyes, Rhinopristiformes, Pristidae. The coding region runs from base 93 to 2885 and encodes 930 amino acids. The record is from RefSeq and is a predicted model, not a curated record. Gene Ontology annotation, biological process: protein deubiquitination involved in ubiquitin-dependent protein catabolic process; protein K48-linked deubiquitination; protein K11-linked deubiquitination. Gene Ontology annotation, cellular component: nucleus; cytoplasm.